Molecule: messenger RNA, 537 nt
Organism: Rhopalosiphum padi (bird cherry-oat aphid)
Lineage: Eukaryota; Metazoa; Arthropoda; Insecta; Hemiptera; Aphididae
Gene: cype
Product: cytochrome c oxidase subunit 6C
Exons: 3
Coding region: 176-424 (82 amino acids)
Source: RefSeq, a predicted model, not a curated record
AUUUUUUACGAAACGCUAACACUGAAGCACCUCCUAAUGCUUAAUAGUUAAUACCGAAAUUCUUUACUACUGCUUAUUUGCUUCAAUCGGAAUAUUAAUUUGUGUUGCGCUUGUGAUAUAUUUCCCAUCUCGGAAAGUUGUAUAUCUAUUUUGGAUUCAUUCACCAAACUGAACCAUGUCUGCUGGAGCUGUAGUACAAAAACUAGCAAAACCACAAUUACGUGGACUUUAUGAUAAGAAAACCAAGUUCCACCUUGUGUUUAGUGUUGUUUUAUCUAUUGGAGUUGGUGUGGCAUACAAAUAUGGCAUUGGUGAACCUCGUAAGAAGGCUUACGCAGAAUUUUACAAACACUAUGAUGCCGAACAGGAUUUUGAAAGAAUGAGGAAAUUAGGACUUUUCUCAUCUUGCCCUGUUGAUGAUUAAAAUAACCUAUGUCAUAAUGUAACUAACUAGUUGUUCUAUGUAAAUUUAUUUGAUCAGAAAAGUCAAUGAAUACAUUUUUGUAUUGAUAAAAUAUAAUUAAUUAUUAUGUGCUA